AUGCAUACUUUACUUGAAUUUGAUACUGAACAAGCCUUUAAAUUAGAUGUAAAUACAAAUAAUUCAAAUAAUCUGAAUAAUAUGACUUUUAAUAAUGAAACAAACCUUGAAAUAUCUAAAAAUAAUAAUUUUCGAUAUGGUUUAGAUUUUUUAGAUUUGGAUUUUCGAUUAAUUGAUCAUUAUACUAAGAAGGGAUUAACAAAAUUGUAUCCUUGGCAAUAUGAGUGUAUUACUCAGCCAGGGGUACUACAAGGUAAAAAUUUAAUAUACUCUGCACCUACAAGUGGAGGUAAGACUCUAGUUAGUGAGCUACUAAUGUUUAGAACAGUUACUAAAAGGCGGAGAAGUGCCCUUGUAAUUUUACCAUUUGUAUCCUUAGUAUCAGAGAAAUGUAAAAAUUAUUAUGAUGCUGGUAUAACUUGUAAUUUAUCUGUACAUGAAUUUCAUUAUGGAAGUAAAACUUCUUUGUCUGAGUCAUUUGAUAUAGGAGUGGCUACUAUUGAGAAGGCAAACUCAUUAAUUAAUGCAUAUAUUGAACGUGAAAUACUUUUUGAUAGGCUUGGUAUAAUUAUAAUAGAUGAAUUACAUUUACUUGGAGAUGAACAAAGAGGUUACAUAUUGGAAGUUAUAUUAACAAAGAUUAGAUUAUUAUCGCGUAUAAAUAAAGAUAUUUUGAACAACUCAAAUUAUAUACAAAUUGUUGGUAUGAGUGCUACAUUACCUAAUCUUUCAUCUAUUGGAUAUUGGUUAGAUGCAGUUGUAUACCAAACAAAUUUUCGUCCUGUACCAUUAAGAGAAUAUAUUGUAAUUGAUGGCAUAAUUUAUCAAAAACCUAUGUAUGAGGAAUCCAAUAAGUUUGAUAUUUUGGAUAAUGAACAUGAUAUUAUUAAUAAUAUAGAGAUAAAUGAUGAUAAUAUACUAAAUUUAUUAGAUAAUCAAUAUUCUAUAGAUAAAAUAUCAAAAUCUAUGAAUUUUUCAUUUGAAGAUUCAUUAAAUAUAAAUAAUAAAAUAAAUAAUAAUUUAUGUUUAUUAAGUACAUGGAAUAAACAGAAUUUAAGAUCUGAAAGUAAUUUAAAUAGUAUUGAAAUUGAUGAAGAAUUAAUAAAUAAUUCUAAAUGGAAAUAUCCUAUAGUAGAUAUGAAAGAUUUAUUGUUAUUAGCUUGGGAAGCUUUAAGUAAGGGUGACAGUGUACUAGUUUUUUGUCCUUCUAAAUAUUCAGUUGAAACAACAGCUUUAUUUUAUACAAGAUGUUUAUCUAAAAAAGUUUAUGAUAAUAUAGAUAUAACCAAAAUAAGUAGGAUAAAUUUAAUUAAUAAUGAUAUGAUCAAACGUAUAGAGUAUGAGAGAUUACAGUUAAUCAAAGAGUUACAAAAAUAUCAUAAGAAAUCAAAAAAUACAAAUAUUAAUAUUUUAUAUGAGUGUAUAAGUAAGGGAAUAGCAUAUCAUCACUCUGGAUUAUCUCAUACUGAAAGGAAUAUAGUAGAAAAAGGUUAUAGGAAUGGUAGUAUCCUUCUAUUAACAGCUACAUCUACAUUAGCUGCAGGAGUUAAUUUACCAUCUAAAAGAGUUAUAUUUCGCGGAAUUAGUAUUGGUAAAUCAUUUCUUACAUCAGCAGAAUAUAAACAAAUGUCUGGGAGAGCUGGAAGAGCUGGACAAAGAGGAAUUUAUGGUGAGAGUUUUAUAUUAAUAAAUUAUAAAACUGAGGAAUUUUCAAAAACUUUAGAAUUGAUGACAAGUGAUCUUUUGCCUUUAAAAAGUACAUUUAUAACUAAUAUUAAUGGUUUAGCAAGAUUAAUAUUAGAACUGAUUACAAGUUUAUCUUCAAAUAUUGCACAAUUUACAAAUAAUAUUUAUAACUAUACUCAUAUUAGAGUUAAUUUACUUGAAAUGUUAAAAGAAUGUAUUCUUAUGCCAUUUCAAAUUCAAUCCAAAAAUUACAUUCAUGAUCUAUUUUCAAAAGUUUUAUCUUUGUUAUUAAAUAAUAGAAUGAUUGUAAAAUAUAAUAGUGAAUCUUUUAAAUUUGGUUUUACUCUUGAUUAUAUGUGUACAGAUUUAGGAAGAGCAGUAGCAACAGCAGGUUUAUCACCAUCUAAUGGUUAUGAAUUAUAUUUAGAAUUAAAAAAAGCUAAUUCUCAAUUUUUAAUUGAAAGUCCAAUAUUUUUAACAUAUAUGGUAACUCCUUUUCCACCAAAUAAUGAAUCUAUUUCUAUAAAUAAUAAUAAAACACAAAAUACUUAUUCAUAUUCUUAUUAUAAUAUUAAUUGGCCAAAUCUAUAUGAAAUAUUAUGUAGGAGUACAUUAAAAGAACAUUAUUCAAUUAAAAAAUUAGGAUUUGAUAUACAAAUAGUUGGUCAUGUUUCUCAAAAAGGUGAAACCAAUUUACCUUGCCAAUUAAAGGAUAAGCAAAGGUACAGACGUUACCAACGUUUUUAUGCAUCUUUAUUAUUAUCAUCACUUAUACGCGGAGUUCCUAUAAAACAAAUUAUAAAUUGUUUUCAAGGAGUUACAAAUAGUGAUAUUCAACAACUUCUUACUAGUACUAUAACUAUGUCCAAUUCUUGUAUCAUAUUUUGUCGAAAAUUAAAUUGGUGGAGCUUAGGAUUAAUAUUUCAAAAUCAUCUUCAAAAAAUUCAAAAUCUUAUUUUUAUUCAUCCAGAAAUUUCACUUUCUAUAAUUCCAAAUUCUUAUAUAGCUGUAAAAAAACUUUGUAAAACUAUUAAAGGAAUGUCACAAAUUGGGGCCAUAGAAUUAAUUAAUAAUUUGGGAAUCAAAACAUUUAAACAAUUCAUUAUAGUACCUAGAAAUGUAUUAAUUCAUUCUAUUCAUACAUAUUUAUAUUCAUCAUUACCCCAAUAUCUCAAUUUUAUUGAGAAUUUUGUUGAUAUUAUUCUUAAUCAAAGUUAUUAUCAAAAUAUUAGAUUACCAAGUUAUAAUUCUCAUGAUUUUUUAUAUAAAAAACAUAAAUUUCAACAUUUAUUUGAAUAUCAAAAAGAUAAUAUGAAUAUUAAUUUUUAUGAUGAUAAGGCAGAUCAGAUAAUUAAAGAUGAAUUGUUAUCAAAUUUUGAAAUAGAAAAAAAUUUUGAUUAUAAUAUUGAUAUUAAUAAUAAUAAAUCUUCUAUUAUUAAUGAAAAUACUCAUCAAAUAGUGGAUGAGCUUGAUAAAAUACUUAUUGAAGAUUUAGAUAAUGUAAAUUUAUUAAACAUAUCACGAAAUAAUACAGUAACAAAUAUGGAUAUUAAUAUCAAUAGCUCAAUAAAUAAUCACAAACUUAAUAGCUUAGAGUAUCCAAAUGAUUCUUAUUUAGAAGAUUAUUUACAGUUAUUAGAUUCAUCAAUAUUUGAUAUUGAUGAGUUACAGAAUACAACAGAUAUAUUUGAGUGGGAAGAAAGGAUCACUUUAUGGUCAACUCCACUUAAAUAA
Cryptosporidium muris RN66 is the source of this 3420-nucleotide messenger RNA. Its product is annotated as DEAD/DEAH box helicase family protein. The coding region runs from base 1 to 3420 and encodes 1139 amino acids. Gene Ontology annotation, molecular function: ATP binding; nucleic acid binding. The transcript has a single exon. Lineage: Eukaryota; Apicomplexa; Conoidasida; Eucoccidiorida; Cryptosporidiidae. The record is from RefSeq and is a predicted model, not a curated record.